AUGUCGCAAACUACUACUACCGGAACCGAGACGAUGCGCCUGCCAGCAACGAUGAGAGCAUGGCAAUGGUCAACAUGCGGUACCACCCUCGAGGAGGCAAUACAGCUCAAUGAGUCAGUACCGCUGCCGACAGCGAAGCGGCCACUCGCAAGUGGAGAAUCUCUGAUUCAGGUUCACGCUGCUGCUCUGAACCAGGUCGACUACAAGCUUGCAGAACUACCCAUCGUUGGGCGAAUGGCCAUCCCUAAGCCAGCAACCCCCGGACUUGAUUUCGCUGGAAGAGUCGCUGAAGUGGGACCGGAUUGCGACCUCACGGUCGGGCAAAUGGUUUUUGGCAAGCUCGAGCCGAAGCAACAGUUUGGCACAUUGGGAGAAUUCAUCAUCGGUUCAAAAGCGGGAACGGUGCCAAUGCCCGAUGGUAUCUCAGCGGAGCAAGCAGCAACGCUGGGAGUCUGCGGUCUUGUUACAUAUCAGUGCCUCGCACCGAAUGUAAAAGCCGGUGACAGAGUACUAAUCAACGGUGGUUCAGGUGGUACGGGUACUUUUGCCAUUCAGAUCGCAAAAGCUCUGGGAUGCUAUGUCACAACGACCUGCUCCGCCGCAAAUGUUCAGCUUUGCAAGGAUCUUGGGGCCGACGAAGUCAUCGACUAUCGCCAGAACGAUGUACCUACCAUUCUGGCAAGCAGCUCAAACCACUAUGACAUGGUUCUCGACAACAUUGGACAUCAGUUUGAGCUAUACUGGAAAUCACCCUCCUUCACAAAACCUGCAGCGAAGUACGUCCAGAUCGGAUCUCAAGUGAGCCUACCCUUUAUCUACGAUCUCGCAUUCCGCUUCCUGGUACCGACGUGGCUUGGAGGUGGGCAACGGCGAUUCUCUUUCGGUCUUGCUUCUACGAACUUCGAAGACUUCACGAAGUUGGGUAAACUUGUUGCGGACGGGAAAGUGAAACCUGUCGUGAGUGAGGUGUAUGCUUUCGAGCAUGUACCCGACGCUUAUGAGAAGCUCAGAACAGGCAGAGCGAAGGGAAAGCUGGUAGUCAAAUUGGGAGUAAAGUGA
Alternaria incomplexa is the source of this 1059-nucleotide messenger RNA. RefSeq lists its product as uncharacterized. Gene Ontology annotation, molecular function: zinc ion binding; oxidoreductase activity. The record is from RefSeq and is a predicted model, not a curated record. Gene Ontology annotation, cellular component: mitochondrion. The transcript is spliced from 2 exons. The coding region runs from base 1 to 1059 and encodes 352 amino acids. Lineage: Eukaryota; Fungi; Ascomycota; Dothideomycetes; Pleosporales; Pleosporaceae.